This is a messenger RNA of Racocetra persica, 218 nucleotides long. Lineage: Eukaryota; Fungi; Glomeromycota; Glomeromycetes; Diversisporales; Gigasporaceae. The record is from the annotation of a GenBank genome assembly.
AUGUCUAACCUACCUGAGCCAAAAAUCAUUGGGCGGUUUCAAAAGGACCAGCUUGAAACUAGCAAACUUCUCGAACCUAUUGAGCUUAUAAGCGAUACAGAAUCAGAGGAGUCUGACUCCGAAUCAGAGACAGGCGACAGUUCAAAACCCCAAAUACAGGCUUCUUCGUCAUCUCAAACAAUAGAAAUAGAUUCAAUGUUAGCUGAAAUUGAUGCAAU